Messenger RNA from Adineta steineri, 381 nucleotides. The record is from the annotation of a GenBank genome assembly. Lineage: Eukaryota; Metazoa; Rotifera; Eurotatoria; Adinetida; Adinetidae.
AUGAAGAUUCUACUUCAAAUGGGUGAAUAUGAUAAAGCUGAACGAAUAUUUCUACAAAUGGACCAUGAAGAAGGACUUAUUAGUGUUGCAGAACUUAGAGGAAACUUUUAUUUAGCAAUGAAACAAUACGAACGUGCUAUUGAUCAUUAUAAACAAUCAUUAAAACUUCGUCAGAAAUUAUUGUCUGCACCACACCAAGAUAUUGCUAAGAGAUAUAGUGCCAUUGCAAUGGCUUAUGAAUUUUGGAAACAAUAUUCAGAAUCUGUCGACUAUUAUCAACGAGCAAUUAAACAAUAUAAUCGUACAUUGAAAGACAAUCAUCCAUUGAUUAUACAAAUUAAAGCUAGUUUGAUAAAACUUCAACAUAAAAUAAAUCAUUAA